Messenger RNA from Magnolia sinica, 1080 nucleotides. RefSeq lists its product as uncharacterized. The transcript has 6 exons. The coding region runs from base 253 to 894 and encodes 213 amino acids. NCBI's taxonomy places the organism in Eukaryota, Viridiplantae, Streptophyta, Magnoliopsida, Magnoliales, Magnoliaceae. The record is from RefSeq and is a predicted model, not a curated record.
AAUUAAAAGCAUUUCAUUAUCGCCGACCCUUUCCACCAACGACUCUCUUCUAACUGCCUCCCUUCUAACAACGUAGUUUUCAAUCUCUCUCCAUUAAAACCCCAGACAUCCCCACCACCCCUCCAUCAACCUUCCCUUCUUUCAUCUCUCUCUCUCUCUCUCUCUCUCUCUCUCUCUCUCUCUCUCUCUCUCUCUCUCUCUCUCUGUGUGUGUGUGUAUAAGGAGGAAAAGAAGAAGAACAGAGGAGGAAAGAUGGGUUUGGGUGUUCUCAUAUCUUACUUGGCAGCCUCUUUCCUCUUCAUACAACCAAUCGUAGCAUCAGACCACGCCUUAUCUCCUGUUUUUGCUCCUGUUUUUAAUGGUAUAUGUGAUGCAAUUGAGUGUGGAAAGGGGACUUGCAAUGCUUCUUCGAAUUUCACGUUUACAUGCGAAUGCAAUCCAGGGUGGAGUCAGUUCCAUAUUGGUGAUGACUUCAAGUUCAUGCCCUGUGUUAUUCCCAACUGUUCUCUGAAUUACGACUGCAACAAUGCGUCGGCUUUAGCUCCGGCUCCAUCAUCCUUACCGGACCACACUAAUCAUUCCAUUAUCGAUCCAUGCAAGUGGUCUUACUGCGGCGAAGGUACAUGCGUGAGAACGUCGCAAUUCGGGCACCGUUGUGACUGUAAAGAAGGAUUCACCAAUAUUCUCAAUGUUACCAACUUCCCAUGCUUUAGUGACUGUGGAGUUGGAGCAGAUUGUAAGACCCUUGGCAUUGGAGUAUCGAACCGAUCAUCUUCUACGCCUAGUUUGUCCGAGAAUGGUGGCGCAUCAAACCAAGAUGGCUCUAGUCCUUUGAGAAAUGCGGUUUGGUCGACUAUCUUCGUGAUUUCUUUAGCAAUGGUUCCAUUGCUUUAGAAUACACAGUAUCAGCACUAGAUAUCUCCUUUAUUCGGACAUAGCUUUAGACCGAGACAGAUUUUAUAUUAUGAUUUUCUAUCAUUCCUAUUUGAUAUUUUCAUGUGAAAUUCAGUUUGAAAGAAAAAUCUGUUUUGUAAUAUUUUGUGUAGUAAAUAAAAUUUAUUGAGUGUCUUCUAUGUUCAA